GGUAGAAAUUAUCAAAUAGAAGACAUUUGGCAACUAUAGAUAAUAUCGUAGCUACGACUCCCUGGUUGCUUUUACAGUAGCCUAUACAAACUGCGCUCUUUAAACAUUAAUCGCUACCAUACUCCUUACUUUCUAUCCGUCAACCUGCUUUUAAUCGAGCCUACAAGAACCAAAAACUUCAAAUCUGCCAAAUUACGAAAUAGCGAGAAAUCUUAAUACUGAAAGUUCACGCUUUCGAAUUGUCGAUAAAUUGAAAUUUUAGAGAAUUCCCAAAACGAAACUUCCCUGCUACUGCUUUCUAUCAUCGCUUUGCCAUAAAUGGGACUGUUUUAAUACUGUGAUAUUUCCCGUUUAUAAACCUGGGAGUCUUGAAUUAAUGGCUACUGUUAAGCUAGAUACAAUUGUGUUUAAAAAUCACAAUAAAGAUAAGCCUACUUAGAUGUUUAUUUUUUAGGAAAAUUAAAAUCUUAUUCCAGCUAGCAGCUAAGUUUGAUAAAGCUAUGACUUAGAUAAUAAGUAUAUUUGUUAAAAUCAUUAGUAUUUUUUAUACCCUCACCAAUAAUGACAUCAGCUAAAUAAGUCCUUGCAUGUUAUUGUUAACUGAAGCUACAUUCAUUCCCACGGCAAAAUUACAUCAUUUCAGAAUGGUAUUGAAGCAGAGCGAGCCUGUUUGCAGAGACUUAAACUUCAACUCCCUUGAUCAACUAGUAGAUUCUAACAACUUCUUCAAAACACCAAGCAACCACUGUUCUUUAUUUUUGAGGCUGCAUAUAUUGAGGAUUUCUAUAUGGAAAGGUGUGUGAAAAAAUAUAAACAGGGCUAUUUAAUGACCGUACAAUAAAUGAGAUAAUAAUAGUUCUAUCUAUGACCAUGACAACAAACCAAAACUCAGUCUUUGGGAUAGUUGGAGGGUCAUGGUAGCCAACCUUCUCAUAGAAGAUGGUACCUGAUGAUGAUGAUGAUAAAUAAGGCUUCUUUGUUUUUCGUGCAUCGAAUACAACAUGCCCAUUUCCAAGUUGCCUCCAUUUUUAGAAAAGUUUGCAGUGCAGAUGUUAAUUGUUUUAUGCUUUGAUGAUAGUCUAUUAAUAUUGCUAUGUUACUUUCAUUAGUUAAAAACGUUUUUGCAAGUAAUAUCUGUGAUAAUUUGACAGAUUGAACAAAGGGGAUUGUGCAGCUCAAUCACCUGCUUACAAGAACUGUACUAUAGAUUAAUUAUUACUUAUGAUUUAUAUCAUAGUUUAUCAAAUUUGAUAAAAUCAAAUGACAAAUGCCCUUUGAGCUUUCAUGAAAAAUACUUGCAAUUUUUAGAUAGAGAAUCGAUGCUAGUUUAAUCUUAUACCAAUGUCAAUAUUAUAUUUGUAAAAGAAAAGAUCAACUUCAAGACUUGUCUAGACAAGCAAAAUAGAAUACUUUGAUUAAAACGUUUAUUAGAGAUUAGAAAGUAUGUGAGGGCAGGUAUUGGAAACAAGUAUAUUUUUAUUAAAUAUGCUCUUAACAUAGAUCCAGAUUUUUGCGAAAUUCCUUUUAGCAGUUUAGGGUUUGGAAAUAAAAACUGCUUACUUGGUGCAAACAGUACUAAAGUAUCAUACUCCAAGUUAACUCUAAGGCCAGAUACAAACAUCAAAUCCCAAUCUUUGUGUUGUUUCAUGUUUAUGUGUAUUAUUCUUUGUGUUUAUAUGAAUUCUUGUUCAAUAUAUAAUGCUCGCUAAAUCUUUAGAUAAAUUUCCCUCGUAAACCGAUUAACUGACUGGAAAACGAAUUCAGGAUAAAAGUUUUUCUGCAAGAAAUAUAAUGUAAAGGUCAAUUAUCUAAAACAUGUCGAUAUAUGCUUAAAACAUGUUUUGGUUCUAAGCACAAACCAUAAUGCCGAUAUGUUUUAGAUAAUUGGCAGAGCCCCGUCGCCUUUUCAACUAGCAGGUACUUCUUCUUCGAGAUACUUCUGAGAUACAUCUUUCGAUAUUUUUCUCCAUUUUUUACAUAAGCAAACCUGAAACUAUGCAAUUGCAUCUUUGAAUCAGACCAAAUAAAAUUUGUUUUUCUACCAUCAGUAAUAAAUACAUAGCAGUGUAACUUGUCAAAGUUUUGUUAACGAUGGUUAACGAUGGUAAACGAUGGUAAUCGGUGGUUGACGAUGGUUAGUAAUAGUUAGCUCCAAGCAUUUAAUCAUUGUACUUUUUGAUAAUUAUGUGAUAAAAGUAAGAAGCUCAUUUUGUAUUUCAAAUCCAAUCCAAUAUUAGAUGCUAUAUUUUCUGCUGGUUUAUUGUUUGGACAGGCACGAAAUAUAGAAAAGAAAAUUUUUAGAAAACUUUACAGUGCUGAUUUUUGUUCCGCGAAAUAGGAAAUUUCCCAAAGACCAGAAGAAAGCUUACUGUUACCAAGUGAGUAGAAAUAAUUAUAUCCAAUUAAUCAAUGAAAAGAUAUAUUUUCUAUAACCAAACAUUGAAUUGAGUGUUUUUGUUUUAUUGCGCUAUAGUUGAUAAAACUUGGCAUUUUUAUCCUCUUGCAGACACUAGAAUUUCUCCUACGUUAAAUAGUAGAAAUUUGUUCUAAUUUCCUUAAGAUGAGUCUGCACGUGGGCAAGGAAUUUUAAAAACGAUGUUUCUUUUUCUCUGUGCUUAAAGCUUAGAAUAAAUUUCGGUUGCAUAUUUGUAAAAAAUCCAACAAUUUUCGAAUUCAAAAAAGGUUAAAGACGUUUUGUUUUUGUUAAGUCAACAAUUAUUACCAAAGCAUGAUUUCUAGAAGGAACCGCUCUUCGAAUAUAAACCUAGGUUCAGCAACACCUCUAAUUGUGAGCCUUGCAGACUCAAAUGGUUUAUCUGUGAUCUAUUUAGCUGCUCUCAAAUGGUCUAUUUAGCUGCUCUCAUGCCAGGUUACCUUGUGUUGUUCAUCAAAAACUCAAAAUUUGAUUUUUGAAGUACCAGAUGGAUUCAUUGCCAAGCAAUGUUAUACACCGUAAAUUCUCUUUUUAGCCCCCCUCUCAAUUAAGCCCCUCUUCUAUCAGCCCCCCAUUUUGAGAAGGAAAAAUUUAAUUCUUCAUCUCUCAAUUUAGCCCCCCCCCCCACUGAUGCUGAAAUAAGUAAACUUGACAAAAAAUUCAGAAGGCGAAAUGGCCCAAGAAGAUAUUUUAGAAUAAUUGAUGACGAUGACGAUGACAAUAUUAUUGAUAGAAGGCUGAUUUGAUGUUUUUUAUUUGGCAAAUAACAAAAAACUAGUUUUACCACUAUAUAUGGUUGUUUGUAACAAUAUAUUUAUCAAGCCCCUCUCUCAAUUAAGCCCCCCUUUUCUUAUAAGCCCCCUUUUAAAGUGCUGACAAACAAUAAGCCCCCCAGGGGGCUAAAAAGAGAAUUUACGGUAGAUACAGCUACAUUCAUCUGGAGGGGGAGGUAGCGGUCAUAUGGAGGGGAUGGCGGAGUCUACUUUUCCCUUCCUUUUCAUUUGAAUUGCCUCAGUCUCAUUUCGAGGUUAGCUUUAUUACCAAUUAAAAAUGUUUAGCCAAGUUUUCAUGUCUAAACUUUCGAAGAAAAUGAUUUAAAAAAGUUACAAAGCCCAUGACUCAUCUUUUCAUCUACGGAUAAGGUCAAAUAGAUUAACCUAGUGAUAUCUGAGCUGAAAAGCUGUUCUGUGUGCCAAUUCAUUCGCAAGAAACUUCACAUCGGAGGAUUUCCACUGUCUUUUUGAGGUUCCUCGAAUUUCAUUAAAGCUUUCUUAGCUAUUGUAAUUUUUAUUUGAUAAUAUUUAUAUACUCAAAACCUCCCGACAAAAUCACGAUUGAAUGAUAAUAUCUGAAAAUCUUCAAUGAUUGCCGAAAGUCCCCCUGUCUGUUUUAAUUUGAAUAUGGCUAUCUUAGAAAUAUGACAGCGAGCCUGGACAGAGGGGUGGAAACUGCGCUGAUUUGAUACACAGAUAGAAAGCAAUUUGAGUGACGUCAUCAUGCUGUAAAUAAAAAGUAUCAAAUUUGGAGCUGGAUCUGGUGAGGUGUUAAUACCUCGAGAUGUUAUAAGCGCCCAAAUUUGUCAAAAAAGUGAAUGCACGUACACCCGAAAAAUAAGCAUAUUUUCAACUUUCAAGGCACCACAACUUUUGUUUUUCUAAACUGAAAUUAUAAAGUAUAAUGGCUUAAUAGGGGUGCUGCAGAAGGGGGGCCCUUUGUCGGUUUCUCGGUCCUGGUUUUGGUGCGCCUGUAUUUUAAACAUUGUGUCUUUUAUAUUGUGAAGUUUUUUAUGCGAAGAAUAUCGGUCAAUACAAACUUUAGACCAACAACCCCCUCCCCCCUCCCUCCCCCCAUUGUUGUUUAUGAUACACAGGUGUCACAAGUAAUAGAGUUUUUCUGGGUAUGAUGACCUAACGCACAGUGUAAUCAACUCAGAUAUUGCAAUAUCCCCUUGAGGAGUUAUACAAUAGUCUAUUGUAUAUUGCAAAAUCGCAACAAUGAUACUGUAGAACCGUUGAUAUUAAACCAAUUACUGUUGGAACAAUAAAUUUAUAUGACCUCUAUCCCUUUUGAUUUGCAUGUCUUUGAAAAACUUUAUUAAUUUAGGUGCUUCUCAUUCGCUUAAUUUGGAAGCAGAUAGAUUCCUUUAUGGCACCUGCCCUUUUGUUUGGCAUUGCAGAUCAUGUUUUGUUUGUCGGUGUAUGUGCUAAAUAGCAUUUGUUUUGUUUUAUAUAUGUUAUUUGAUAAAUAUAACAAAUCAAGCAUCUUGAUUUUGGUCUCUAGGAAAGUCAUCGCUUGUGAUUGAACUGCUUGUCUUGUGGUAUGAUAAAGAGAGGGUAACCGAUUGAUGAAAAGAACAGAGGGAUAUAAUAAAGAUACGUUUUUCAGUCCGCAUUGAUACUACAAGCACAUUCGGACGAACAUAUGGAGGCCAAAGUAGGCCAGGCUGGUGAACAGGACUCAGAUAUUUGAGCAAAUGGUUUGAAGACUGAAAGUUCUUCUUGAUUCAUUGCGAUUUAUUGCUUGCAACUUUCAUGGUACUUGGAAGCUAUACAUUGCAAGGGUGCAUCCAGCCAUAAACAGGACACUGCUGUCUCGUCUUUGCAACCAUUUCGAUUGGCCUGUAGCUGCUAUACGCAAUCCGAUAAUCAGUACCACAGGUAAUGAACUUUCUAUAUUAUCCUUAGCCUUAUUACCAACCUUGUGGAAUCAAACUAGAUUUAAGACGUUUAGAUUUGCAUUGGAACAAUAUGGCGCUCAACUGCUCAAAUGUUCCUUUCGUGAACGGCUCAUGCUUCAAUUCUACAAGUCUGCCUCUUACAACUGCAGCAACCACAGCAGCAACUGCUCUUAAUGACAAGCAGAAGAUCAGGAUUGCGAUUUACGUUCUAAGUAUAAUCCUAAGUUGGAUCGGGAACUCCUUAGUCAUUCUGGUAUCCGUAUUGAAUCGCCAAUCUUUAUCGCCUUGUAGAAUCCUAAUGGCGCAUUUGGCCGUAACCAACCUACUGUUUUCAAUAAGGCUACCGUUUCAAAUCCGCCUUGAAGUGAAUGGCUACGUAUGGGAAUGGGGCCGUUUCUAUUGCAAGGUGAUGCACGGGUUCAAUUCUGCUUCUCUGCUUGCAUCGAUAGAAACUGUCACAGUGAUUGCUAUUGAAAGAUAUCGCGGCAUUUCAAAGCCAUACGCUUCUAAGUGGUCCAAUAAGAAUAUCAUCAUCAGCAUUUUGAUCGUAUGGGGAAUCGCCCUUUUAACGUACUCUCCAUACAUGUACUACUUGGAGAUACGCGGCAUCUACUGCAGCGAUAGUUACCCAUCUCUCGCCGUGCAACAAGCAUACUCGGUGAUAAUAUUCAUAUUUCGUUACGUCAUACCAUUGGGAAUAAUGUCCUAUUGCUACUUUAAAGUUGGACUGGUGAUCCACCGUCGGCCCACUCGUGUUUCAACGCACCAAAAUAAAGCGACAGAAGUCAACCGAAAGCGCGAAAAUAUGCGAAUCAUUCAAAUACUUGUCGUAAUUGUUGUCGCAUUUGCGAUAUUAACGGCACCAACAUCAAUCUGGUGGCUUUGGUACGAUUUCGGAGGAACAGACAGUGCCGUCGCACUUGAUCUUGUCGAGGUUUUUGCCGCUUUUCUGUAUCUGCACAGUGCAAUCAAUCCUGUUAUUUACGGGAUAAUGGAUAAAAAGUUCAAGCAAGGAGUUCGAGAACUUUUUCGUCCUGCUUCAAGAAUCCUGAGACAAAUGGAAGCGUUACGAAUCAGCAAAGGGUGGUGACAUUCGUGUCUAAAGUUUAAGUAGAACUUACUUGGAGAUCUUUACUGCCUUUAAAGGCAGUGUGUCGCGCUGUUCAUUUUGUUGAAUUUCGAGGGUUCUCGAAAUGAGAGAAGUGUGACAAAUUAGAACAACUCAUCGUUAGCAUCAUUAAGCGUCCUUUGUUACGAAAUGAAAACUCACUGAAAUAGAAAUUUUGUUCUUUGUUUCGAUAAACCAAUGAACGGCGCGACGUACUGCCUUUGAGUGCAACUUGGAUUAUUGUGAUAAUGUUACACAAAACUCCAAUACUUCGUCCAUGAUGAAUAUGCCCUACAAUUUUGGGGUGAUUAAAGCAGACACAAAGAGACGGGUUCCUAAAAUAGACUCAAGAAGGGUACCAUUUUUUCAUAAGUUAAUUUCUAUAUUGAGCUAGAGUUAAGUGUACAGAAAUCAGAUCUGUUACAAAAAUGGUCAACAGUUGGGCGAGGAGAACUGAUCCAGAGAAAAACAUGACAAAGUUUAGUCCAACAAGAUAGUGAAAGUUUCUUUCGCCUAUUUCCCCAUAUCGCCACAUCUUCUUAAAAAUAACUAGUCCAUGAAUUGGAAUGAAUGAGGCAGACAAAAGACAACAUAACGUCAGUACCAGAGCUAUUGCUUCCUUGUAUAUGUACCAAAUGGCAUUUAUUAUAUUUCUUCAAUGCAAUAAAUUCAAGGAUAAAAUGGGUAUAUAAGUACUUUCAGUUUAAAUGAGAUUAAAAGUGUUCAACUGACGCCAGUGAGGAGUUAGUGUUGAUCUUCAAACAUUAUGUAGCUGAAGCGGAUUUGUUCUUGCUACUUUGCGUAUUCUCAUAUGAAGAUGAUUAUGGCUGGAAGGCAAUCGCUGUCAGUAUCAGCCAAUCAAUAAGCACGUGAAUGGCGUCACGCUCGCUAAUUGGUCAAUUUUUGAUUGACAGAUUGCUGAAGCCCUUUUGUUAAGACGGGUUUCCACUUGCUUUGCUCUGGCCUCGCGAUUGAGCGAAUGCACUUAAACCAUACACUUUUAACAAAGUCGCACUAAUUUUAAUUGAAGCCAGCUUUCACACUGGCAUCUUAGAGCCUCUUCUAACUAGUUAUUUUGCUAGCUAAAUUGAAUAACUAAGUAGUCUACCCAAUAAGCGAUAAAUAAUAAUUUGUCUUCGUUUUGAACUUAAAUAGCUUUUGUGAAGCAUACCAGUGUAAUCCUUUACGCUCAUUAUUAGCUCAUUUUUCAUUAAAGCUUAACAAUUCCUAGUUUGCCCAUCGUCAUCUGCUUAACAUGUCAUUGUUUCAAUUAUUUCAUGCUAUGGACUCAAUGCUUUCUUUCAUGUAUUUUCUACCUUUUAACAUUCUUCAAAAAAUUGUAAUCUUGGGUCCGUUGACAUUCAUUUUUGCCAUCGCUAGAGAGAAACUGAAUUGAGGUUAACGAUAAAAAUUUAUUAUAUUUCUCUGUGCUGAUGACGUAGUUAUAAUUGUGAAUUGAAAUGUUUCUUUAGAAUUUUUCAUCAUAUAUUUCUGCACUCACCCCUACAUGUUCCACAAGGCAGAUUAAAGUUUCGAUUUAGGUAUUGUAUACUUGAACAAAUAAGCAUCUCUUCGAAUCAUAUUUUCAAUCUGGAGGCCCAACAUGAAAUUUGCUGUCAAGACGUAAUACAUUAUGAUUAUACAGUUUUAUGCCAUUAAGAGCUCAAGUAAGAGAUAUAACCUGU
Rhopilema esculentum is the source of this 7904-nucleotide messenger RNA. Lineage: Eukaryota; Metazoa; Cnidaria; Scyphozoa; Rhizostomeae; Rhizostomatidae. The record is from RefSeq and is a predicted model, not a curated record.